Carassius auratus (goldfish) is the source of this 505-nucleotide messenger RNA. RefSeq names its product cysteine-rich protein 1. Bases 168 to 401 code for a protein of 77 amino acids. Lineage: Eukaryota; Metazoa; Chordata; Actinopteri; Cypriniformes; Cyprinidae. Gene Ontology annotation, biological process: intrinsic apoptotic signaling pathway in response to DNA damage; regulation of gene expression. Gene Ontology annotation, molecular function: zinc ion binding. The record is from RefSeq and is a predicted model, not a curated record. The transcript is spliced from 5 exons.
CUCUCCGUCACCGUGUGCAAACUAUUUCCACAGUACUAUAAAUAAGGCUGCAGAGUGCAUAGGCUCAAACCUAAGGCGUGGCUGUGUGCAGGUGGACCGUUGCUGCUCUCCAUCUCAACUUUCUUCAAACAGGACUUUCUCCUCCGAGGAACUAAAUCACCGCAAACAUGCCUAAAUGCCCCAAGUGCGAGAAGGAGGUUUACUUUGCUGAGAGAGUGUCGUCACUUGGCAAAGACUGGCAUAGACCUUGUCUGAAAUGUGAGAAAUGCAGCAAGACCCUGUCGCCUGGCUCACACGCAGAGCAUGAGGGGAAGCCUUAUUGUAACAACCCAUGUUACGCUGCACUCUUUGGACCCAAAGGUUUUGGACGUGGCGGCACUGAGAGCCACACAUUCAAAUAGGUUUAUACACUCUGUAAACGUGUUUUAGAGAAGCUUGAUUUUUGUUUUGUUUUGGGGUUUUUUGCCACUAUAUUAAGCCACAUAUUGUUAAUCCAAAGACAAAA